Molecule: messenger RNA, 1421 nt
Organism: Phoenix dactylifera (date palm)
Lineage: Eukaryota; Viridiplantae; Streptophyta; Magnoliopsida; Arecales; Arecaceae
Gene: APRL5
Product: APR-like 5
Source: RefSeq, a predicted model, not a curated record
GGUGGGAGGUCCGGAUUGGCGAAGUAGAGAGAGAAUUAAACUGCGGUAGGAGAAGGGACGACCCAUAAUAAAACCGGAACAAUCCAUCCGGGAAACGGAGGAGAGCGAGACCAGAGAAAAGAGAGAGAAAAAGAUAUCACCUUUCCCCCACUUGGCCUCUUGUCUCCACCCCAUCCCUUCGCCUUCUCCCUUGUUCCCUUCGUUCCAUGGCCGGCUCCCCUCUCCCUCUCCUCCUCGUUCUAUCCAUCGCCUCCUUCUCCUUUUCCCGAUCCUUCGCCGCCGCCGCGGCGACGCCUAUCUGCCCUCGAUCGGACAUCGCCUUCCUCGAUGUCGUCAAAUCGCAAUGCCCUCUCUGGAUCGAGCCGUUGCCGCCUCUGGAGGUGAGUGGCAAGACACUUGAGCAAGAGUUGAGUCGCAGCCAGAAAAGUGCAUAUUACUCUAUUUUCUUUUUUGCCUCAUGGUGUCCAUUCUCCAGCAAUACUCGACCCAUUUUUAAUGCCCUCAGCUCUAUGUUUCCUCAGAUAAAGCACUUAGCAGUUGAAGAAUCUUCUUCCAUGCCAAGUGUUUUCUCAAGAUAUGGGAUUCACAGUUUUCCAGCUAUACUAUUAGCCAAUGGAACAAUGAUGGUUCGAUACCGUGGCUUAAAAGACAUCAACUCCCUCGUGAAUUUCUACAAGAAAACUACAGGUUUUGAUCCAGUUUCAUAUUUUGCGGUCGAUCGGCCCAGCAAUUCAAGAAAUGUGGGAUCCCUUCGGCCAUGGAAUGGAUCUCUGAAGGAACUGAUAGCCCAUGAACCUUACAUAGCGAUUAGUUUACUUUUUGUCUGUCUAAAGGCAAUGGUGCGUUUCUUCCCUGUGAUCUUUGCUCACCUCAGAGCCUUCUGGGUUUCACUUGCCUGGCAGCUGAACUUGGGGAUCUUGGGCGAAUGGAGCCAGCUUUUGGAGCAAGCACAACAUGUAUUCGAUAUCAAGAAGCUGUGGAGCAAGCUUAGGCUCUGCAAUAAGACGAGGAACUUUCGGAAGGGGGCGAACAAUGCUCGGGCCUGGGCUUCCUCCCUUGCUUCUGUCUCACUGGGCGAGUCAUCUGCCUCCAGAGCGGCCCCUCUAGGCUCAUGAUUUUAUCCUUCCUUAAUCCAUUUCUGACCAUGGUAAGGAAACCAGUGGGUGGACAGGGUCUUCAUGUUCUCAGGGAGCAAGUCCAUCUAUCUAUUUCCUCAUCGUCAUGUAUCUAUGUACUUUUUCUGUUAUGGGAUUUGGGACAUGGGAAGCAUCUAGCAUGUAAAUUUUUGAGAACCUGAUCUUUUUUGUAUAUUAGUUUUAUGGUAGUCUGCAUUGCUACUGCAAUGCCCAAUCCACAAUGGGUUUUCAUUAUAAAUUACCUUUCAGUCAAGGAAUCUUAUUGAUACAUGGUUUGAUUCUUGA